This is a messenger RNA of Owenia fusiformis, 1080 nucleotides long. The record is from the annotation of a GenBank genome assembly. NCBI's taxonomy places the organism in Eukaryota, Metazoa, Annelida, Polychaeta, Sabellida, Oweniidae.
UUUCAAGGUGAUAACAGUGUAAUUUACGAAAUGGGUUAUGUCGCACUUGAUCAAAGAUUAAUUUGUGAGACAGUUCACAAAUGAAAACAUCGACAGUGUUUUGAACAUCGCAUGCACUUGUACAUGUACAAUACAUCAUAUAUGAACUGCAUGCGCGUAGUACUAAACAGUGGUCCACGUCGAAGCGUUGUAUUCUAACUAACCAACUCAGGAUAUUUGAGUGACAAUAUGGCCGAAGCUACGAGAACGGUUGUUCUUCCUGUCGAUUUGAGUGACCACGCCGAGGCAGCUUUCGAUUGGUUUGUUGACCAUAUCCACAAAGAGGGAGAUAACGUAAUAAUUUUAUUCUCGCAAGAUUGUACCAUCCCGUCAUCUACGUUCUACCAACAAAGGAAUGUGGAAGUAUUUCAAAACAUUAUCAAGACAGCCAAAGAGAAUGCAAAAGAGCUUGUCAACAAAUACAACGCUAAACUGAAGACUACUAAGAUGAAAGGCAAGGUCGAGUGUAUAUUUGACUCUGUCCCUGGUCAGGGAAUAGUAAAGUUUGCAAAAGAAAAUCAAGCUAGCCUGGUGGUAAUGGGGAGUAGAGGACUAGGGGCGGUGCGGAGAACAAUACUUGGAAGUGUCUCAGAUUAUGUGUUACAUCACAGUCAUUGUCCAAUAGUCAUCAUUCCUAAACAUUGACGUAUUCAUGUUUGCAUCAGUGUUCCAUUUAGUUUUCUUAGUAUAUGAUUCCCAUUAGCAUUCGUUUUAGUCAUCAUUCAAACAUAAAUGAACGCCCCUCCCUUCCCCCUAGACCUUUCGUGAUUUGUUUCUUAUGAAUCAGCUAAUGCGCCAACCCCUGCGCGUGUAUUUGUGUAACGUAUGCUUUACGUCGACGUCAAUAUCUUAAACCGUUACUGAUGGAAUUUGUGAAUAUGAAACUAUAAUAAUUGCAAUCUAAAGUCUAAUUACAUCUAAAGUUAUAUAAAUUAAUUUAGCGUAAAAUGGACAUUGUUGUUCUUUUGUAUACAAACACACCAUUGACAAGCGUUUUACGUUAUUUGUUUUUUUAUUUAUAUUACUAUUUAUUUGUAUGUU